Messenger RNA from Rhinichthys klamathensis goyatoka, 916 nucleotides. It is a transcript of the gene rnf5, whose product is annotated as ring finger protein 5. Gene Ontology annotation, molecular function: ubiquitin protein ligase activity; ubiquitin-like protein conjugating enzyme binding; metal ion binding. Gene Ontology annotation, biological process: ubiquitin-dependent protein catabolic process. Bases 76 to 684 code for a protein of 202 amino acids. Lineage: Eukaryota; Metazoa; Chordata; Actinopteri; Cypriniformes; Leuciscidae. The record is from RefSeq and is a predicted model, not a curated record. Gene Ontology annotation, cellular component: endoplasmic reticulum. The transcript has 6 exons.
UUGUGACUGGCAUCGUCACGUCCGCGCGAGAGCGAGAAACAGGAGUGUACGCGCAGUGAGUGAGAGCGCGAGAGGAUGGAGGCCGCAGAGCAGCAGCGGAGCUCGAGUGACGGCGCGACCGCCAGAGGAGCGGGUGUCCCGGGCAGCGGAGGCGGCGCAGGGCCCGGAGGAAGCGCGGAAGGCGAGCGGGACAGAGAUCGAGCCACUUUCGAGUGUAACAUCUGCCUGGACACCGCCCGAGAUGCGGUCAUCAGCCUCUGCGGACACCUGUUCUGUUGGCCUUGUCUUCAUCAGUGGCUGGAGACGCGUCCCAGCAGGCAGCAGUGUCCCGUGUGUAAAGCAGGAAUCAGUCGAGAUAAAGUCAUUCCUCUGUACGGCCGUGGCAGCACCAGUCAGGAGGAUCCCAGAUUGAAAACGCCACCACGACCUCAGGGUCAAAGGACAGAGCCCGAGAGCAGAGGGUUUCAGGGUUUUGGCGACACAGGGUUUCACAUGUCGUUUGGGAUCGGUGCUUUUCCGUUCGGUUUCUUCACCACAGUCUUUAACGCCAACGACCCCUUCCACAGGCCAGAUCCUCAUUAUGAUCAUCAAGGCAACGGCAAUCCCAACAACGGCAACAACUGGCAGGACUCGCUCUUCCUCUUCCUGGCCAUCUUCUUCUUCUUCUGGCUGCUGAGUGUGUGAGUGCUUCAGAUGAUGGACGAGGACACUGUCUCGUGUGUGUGCUUUCAGAAGAUGAACUCCUGUCUGUCUGUGUCUCAUAUCCAUAUAUACACACACACACUCUCUCUCACUCACACUCUCGCAUACACACAUACAUUCUCACUCGCACACACACACUCACACACAUCAGUGUUGAGAGACAGUAUUAAUGUAGAUGAAACACUACAGCCGUUGAUGAAUCUCACCAGAACAU